AGCAGCAGAACAGUCUUUCAGUCCGGCGCUGGCGUUCACACACGCACACACACACACACACACGCGCGCGCGCUCGCGCGUCUAUUCACCGCGUCCUGGACAUGAACAGCUGAUUUGUUUCUUUCUCACCUGCAUGAUGGAGAGCUAGACGGUCCAAAAAAACCCCAAAACCAAACAAAAAAAAACAGCUGGAUGAAUUGAAGGAGCGCCAUGCCCUGCGUUUACUGAUUCUCAGACGCACACUCACGCACACACACGCACACGUACACACACGUUUCCAGCCGUGAGAGAGUGAAAGGAAAGGGAGAGAGAGAUGAUUCAACCCGAGCUCCACAAUCAUGUGUCUCCUAACACGGACCCUGGUCCUGCAGACGCAUCUCACGCAGCUUCCUACAGCCUCCUGCACAGGAUCCGGAGAGUCUUCACCAGAGAGCUCCUCCUCACACUGGCACUUGGUCAGGUCUUGUCUCUGCUCAUCUGCGGGAUCGGACUGACCAGCAAGUACCUGGCCACUGAUUAUCAUGCCAACACACCCGUGUUCCAGUGCUUUCUCAAUUACAUCCUGCUGUUCCUGGUUUACACCACCACACUCGCAGUCAGGCAGGGAGAGGAGAAUUUACUGGCGAUCCUCAAGAGACGAUGGUGGAAGUACAUGAUCCUCGGUGUGAUCGAUAUCGAAGCCAACUACCUGGUUAUUAAAGCUUACCAAUACACCACACUUACCAGUGUACAGCUACUGGACUGCUUUGUCAUCCCUGUCGUGCUCCUGCUGUCCUGGUUCUUCCUGUUGGUGAGGUAUAAGGUGGUGCAUUUUGUCGGCGUGGGUGUCUGCCUGCUCGGCAUCGGCUGCAUGGUGGGAGCCGACGUACUGGUGGGACGACAGCAGGGUCUUGGGGACCAUAAGCUGCUGGGAGACCUGCUGGUUCUGGCCGGUGCCACGUUAUAUGGCAUCUCAAACGUGUGCGAGGAGUUCAUCGUGAAGAACCUGAGUCGGGUCGAGUUCUUGGGAAUGAUGGGCCUCUUUGGUUCCUUCUUCAGUGGAAUCCAACUCGCCAUCAUGGAACACAAGGAGCUUCUGAAAGUGCAGUGGGAUUGGCAGAUCGGUCUACUGUAUAUCGGCUUCAGUGCCUGCAUGUUUGGUCUCUAUAGCUUCAUGCCUGUAGUGAUCAAAAGGACCAGUGCCACGACGGUCAACUUGUCUCUCCUCACCGCUGACCUGUACAGUCUAUUCUGCGGCUUCUUUCUAUUUCAGUACAAGUUUUCAGCUCUCUACCUGCUGUCAUUGUUCAUCAUCUUGUUCGGCUUGGUGAUCUACUCCUCUUCCUCGACCUACGUGGCGCAGGACCCUCGCGUUUACAAGCAGUUCCGCAACGCUGGAAAUCCCGUCCCGGACACGCCCAACGUCGGGCCUUUGGAGCCUUCGGUGACCUACAGCAGCCUGGGGCAGGAGAUCGAGGACGAGCCUCGGGUUCGAGUCGCCUGAGAGGGUGUUGUCUUGUGCACGCAAUUAUUCACAGCCCGUCCCACAAGCGUGUAGAAAAGUGAAUGAUGAUAAUCAGAGAAUAAUGUAUAUAACCCCGUAGCAAACAAGUACACUGUGAUCACGAACUGUGAAUAGGUAGCAGUGAUCUCGGACUGUCUCGGAUCCAUCGUGUAUAAACUUCAUCUCCUCCACUCCACAGUUUAAGUGUUUAAGGAUCUGUGCUGACUGUUUGUUCAAAAUCUUGGUUGUGAGUUUGUUUUUCUUACACGAGCACAAAACGUUUCAGUAAAUCUCAAAUUUCCACGUGCGUAUUUUGAUUUUCUUUUUCGCAUUGAUUUUCGGAAGGAACAAAUCGGCCAAAUGUAAAAAUAUCUCAUUUGACUUUUCACACUAAACGUAAUCAAUGGGUUAAUUUUUUUUUCCUUUUGCACUGGAGCAGCAAGGCUAACGUAGCUAACACUUUCAUAGCUACUAGUUUAGGAUUAUCCAAUCUGCAAGCCUGAAUCAUAAUCAUGACAGUGUUUUAGUGCCCCGUUAAAAAAACAAAAAAAUCCCAACUAAGAUUAUGAAAAUAAAGUUGUAGCAGCACCGGCUGAAGUAUUGACCUACCGGUUUUCCAUCGUAUUUUGUGACCUUAGAGGGCGCUAUUGCUUUUACGCAAACAGCGUAAAAUUCAAACAUCAGCAGCCGCACAUUACCUAAUGCUAUGACUUUAUUCUUUUAAUUUCGACUUUAUUCGUGUAAUCUUAGAUUAUUUUUUUUCAGUGGCACUAAAACAGCGUUGUACAUAACACACUGUUAUUUAUUUUCUUAACCCACAGAUAUUUAAUCAGGCUCAGGUAGGAGGCAUGGCCUGCAACGUAAAAACUAAAAAGUAUGCUACGUUUUUAAAUUUUUAUUUUAUAAUAAUAAUGUAGCACCAAUCUGAUAUUCAUAUUUCAUUUUCUCAAUACAGACUGUUAUAAUAUAAAGCUGUUUACAUACAGUACAGACCAAAAGUUUGGACACACCUUCUCAUUCAAAGAGUUUUCUUUAUUUUCAUGACUAUGAAAAUUGUAGAUUCACACUGAAGGCAUCAAAACUAUGAAU
Silurus meridionalis is the source of this 2572-nucleotide messenger RNA. RefSeq names its product solute carrier family 35 member F1 (gene slc35f1). The transcript is spliced from 8 exons. Gene Ontology annotation, cellular component: membrane. Bases 314 to 1483 code for a protein of 389 amino acids. Gene Ontology annotation, molecular function: transmembrane transporter activity. The record is from RefSeq and is a predicted model, not a curated record. Lineage: Eukaryota; Metazoa; Chordata; Actinopteri; Siluriformes; Siluridae. Gene Ontology annotation, biological process: transmembrane transport.